Messenger RNA from Mytilus trossulus (common blue mussel), 706 nucleotides. RefSeq lists its product as uncharacterized. Bases 120 to 605 code for a protein of 161 amino acids. The record is from RefSeq and is a predicted model, not a curated record. Lineage: Eukaryota; Metazoa; Mollusca; Bivalvia; Mytilida; Mytilidae. The transcript has 2 exons.
UAUAAACGCCCAUCUGUUUUAAAUUUUUCCCAGAUGGGUGCCACUGUGACGCGAUUGUGGUGAAAUUUUAGCGCCAUUCAUCACGCCACGUCUCUAUCGAACUGGACGUAGAUUUAAUAAUGGACGAAAAGUACAGAACCAGAAGGCAAAGACGACUAGACUAUAAGAGAAAGUGGAUGGCGGCUAAACGUGCUCAAAAUCGGAAACCACCACGCGAAACUGUUUUAAGUUCGUCCGACAGUGAUGAUACCAGCCAAACAACACCUUCAAAGUACAUCAAAACCCCUGACACACCCAUUAUUGCCAACGAAAAUAGUUCAGACGAAAAUCCAAAAUGUAGUACCACGUGUUUCACCCAGGAGACACCUACAUGUACGAGUCUAAAUGACAAUACUUCAAAACGGGAUAUAAUAGACGAAGACAAUGCGGUUGGUUAUGACUCUGAAUCCGGACAUGAAUCUACAAUCAAUGAAACUCUGUACGACGAUUUGACUGCUUGGAUUGACAAAUAUCAGAUAAAACAUGAUGCUGUUGACGAUUUGUUAAAUAUUUUGAAAAAACAUGGCCAUCUAGACAUUACUUCGACAGCUGGAAUACUUCUUUAACAUGUGAAAUCAAAACGCAAUAGUAUUACUGAAUGAAGUACUCGAGGAGUGAUAUACCUGGAUUCUUUAGAACUCAAAAAUAUUUGAAUCUAGGUCAUUGA